Molecule: messenger RNA, 2091 nt
Organism: Exophiala spinifera
Lineage: Eukaryota; Fungi; Ascomycota; Eurotiomycetes; Chaetothyriales; Herpotrichiellaceae
Exons: 1
Coding region: 1-2091 (696 amino acids)
Biological process (GO): regulation of DNA-templated transcription; DNA-templated transcription
Molecular function (GO): DNA-binding transcription factor activity, RNA polymerase II-specific; DNA binding; zinc ion binding
Source: RefSeq, a predicted model, not a curated record
AUGGCUUCUGAAGCCUCGAUGGACAAGCCUAGACAAAGAGUCAGAGCAUUCAAGGCAUGCCAACGCUGCAACCAGAGAAAGGUGAAAUGCGACGCGGCACAGACUGGAUUACCAUGUACUCGAUGCAAAGUUGACGGCGUCCACGGCUGCGCUUUCAUCUCUUCGCGUCGAGGCACUUAUGAUCGCUGGCGCUCGGCCAAGGCGCGAUCCCGGACACCACAAGCAUCCUCAACAGCGGCCACCCCAGUCGACAGUACAUCUCCAGAGGCUAGCACUAUUGGAGGCUCAUCCACAACGCAUCUACCGACGACGGUACCACCAGCUUCCGCGAGGAGCAAUACCCUGGCUCUUGGCUUUGAAAACUUCUUGCGGCAAGGAGGUCGAGACGCCGAUGGGCUGGUUGGCAAAUACGGACUGGUCUUACUUGGGGACUCGUCCCCUCUCACCUUUGCUUUGAAGGAACUUCAGCCUGACAAGAGGGACAAGUCCAGCCUUCAGUCCUCCGACGCAGUCGAGACCAGCCAGCUUGUUACGUCGAGUCGAUCUGGUCAUCCGUCGCAUCUGACAGCUGCGGAUCUGACCUAUCUGCAAUCCAAAGGAGCCUUGACACCACCUACGAACGAGUACCUCGACGCCUUGAUUCAAGUUUUUAUGGACAAAUUCUACCCGCUAUGCUCCAUAGUCGACAGAUCUGAGUUCAUGCGGCAGCACCGUUCGCGAAGCCUCCCUUGGAUUCUGUUACAAUCGGCGUGUCUCAUCGGAGCGACCUACAGCGAUGCAUCUAUAUUGAAAAAAGCCGGGUUCAAGUCUAGGCAAGCGGCGCGCCGUUUCUUCUACGACAAAGCGAAAGUGCUGUACGACGUUGGCUACGAAACAAACAGCGUCGUUCUUUUACAAUCCAUAGUGAUGCUGACCUAUUGGGGCCCCGACUUGAAGGGCUACUGGAAUCCCUGCUCGUGGGUCGGAGUGGCUGUAACUAUAGCUGAGUCACUGGGGAUCCACCGUACAGCAGGAUACUCCAACGUCCACCAGGACAAAGGUCUGCUGCGAAGGCUCUGGUGGAUGAUCGCCGUACGAGACGCAUACUGCGGCACCCUUCUCGGUCGGCCUUUCCGAGUGAACAUGAGCCACUCUGAUGGACCCAUGCUGACGUUUGAUGAUUUUGGUCCCGAAGACGGCACGACAACCAAUUCUUCCGACUCUGACGACACUUCUCGACUUUACGUGCAUUAUCAGAUCCAGGUGGCGAAACUCUCGCUUAUCUUGAGACGUAUCGUCAACACGCGCUUCAAUGUGGGCCUUGACUCCACGACACCGCAGGUGCUCCGAGAUCUCCUGGGCCAGUGGCGCAAUGAAUUGCCUGCAGUGAUCACCUGGUCAGAUCAUGGUGGGUCGAGCUCCAUCUUUUCCGAGUGUCUCAAGAUCUUGUACCACCAUCACCUUAUUCUCAUCUACCUGCCUCGCGGCGACGCUGGGGCGGCAUCUUCAGCUGGACUGGCCAACAUGGAGUCGCCGACGUCUGAAAUCGCAGAGUCGGCAGCGCAGACUAUUGCUUCGACAUCGCUCAGCCUCAUGACCAGGUCCAUGGUCCAUUCUCUUCCACAAGAAGUGUUCCCUGCGUUCUUCGUCGCGGGGAUCGUCUUCUUCCGGCUUAUUCGCAGGUCUUCGUCGUUGAUCGCACAACUCGGCCAAGCCGCACUGGACAAUUGCCAGAUAGUCCUCAACGAGGUGCGUGAUUGUUGGGAACCCGCGUUCUGGGGCAUGCGGAUCUUUGAGUUUCUCCUUGCUGGGCUCAAGAAGAAUCGUAGCAGUCUCGUCGAUAAGCAAGACCUGACCAUGUCAUCCAGCGAGGCCGUGAGAUCAGACCUGCAACAGAUGCUGGAUCAUACGCCCGACACCCAGGACCACUUCGCUUUGCAGAACGCAGUCGAAAUGGGCCCGGCGAUUCACAACCUUCGGAACGCGGCGCAGCAAGACACCCUGCUCACGACGCAACUGUACGAUCGAUUCCUCGAUCCGGAUAACUAUUUCAUCAUGCCCACGUCUCUGGCCGAUCAGGAUACCAUCGAUUUCGACAUGGCACAAUGGUAA